Molecule: messenger RNA, 3110 nt
Organism: Centropristis striata (black sea bass)
Lineage: Eukaryota; Metazoa; Chordata; Actinopteri; Perciformes; Serranidae
Gene: parp2
Product: poly (ADP-ribose) polymerase 2
Exons: 17
Coding region: 256-2208 (650 amino acids)
Molecular function (GO): NAD+ poly-ADP-ribosyltransferase activity; zinc ion binding
Source: RefSeq, a predicted model, not a curated record
AUGCAUCAAACUUGACUUUGUUAUAGACGUUAACAGCAACGGGUUUCGACCAAGGGUUUACAGCGCAUGCGUCCGGCCACAAUGGGUUUUCUUUUAACCGCAGAGUGAUUCCUCUUUAUAUUUAACGAUCUUUGGUAGCACCGGCAAAGAGGAAACAGUUGAAAAGUUCCCCUCCUUCUUUGUGAUUUUACUGUCUCCCUUUAUUACUGUACCAACCUAAGUUAGCUAGUAUAGUUAUUCUUUUCAUAAACCACCAUGAGGCGGACAAGAAGUUCGAGAAAUGAAAGUCAGAAAGUAGAAGAAACUGAAGAAGUCGAGUCCAAAACAGUGUGGCAGUGGAAGGGAGAUAAAGGACAGUGGGAACCAUACCUGCCUUCAGUCUGCGCCAUGCUGGACUCAGCCGUCUCUUCAGGAAAAACUUCUGUAACUGUAUCUCUCAGCUCCGGGACGUCCUAUGAAGUCGACCUGAAGAAGAUGGUACAGAUUAAUCCUGUCACCAAGUUCAAGAGGAAGAUUCGCUCUCAGACAGUAAAACCAGAAACUUUGAAUGAUGCCGGUGACUCAAGUGUUCAGAAUGGGGCGCCGGUUCAAGUCAAAGAGGAAGAGGAGGAGAAGGAAGAGCAACCUGCAGCUAAGAGGAAGAGAGGGCAGGGCAAGAGUCAGACAAAAACUGAAAAAAUGCCCAAAGAAGAAAUAAAAACUGAAGAGGUUGUGAGGACUGUGGUCAUGAAAGGAAAAGCUCCAGUGGACCCUGAAUGUAAAGCCAAACUUGGAAAGGCUCAUGUUUACAAUGAAGGAAAUGAUGUUUACGACGUGAUGCUAAAUCAGACAAAUCUUCAGUUUAACAACAACAAAUACUACCUGAUCCAACUGUUGCAAGACGACAGCUCUAAGGCAUACAGUGUGUGGAUGAGAUGGGGCAGAGUGGGAAAAGUGGGUCAAAACAGUCUGACAGCCUGUGGUGCAGACCUGCUGAAAGCCAAAGAUAUCUUCAUGAAAAAAUUUUUAGACAAGACCAAGAACGAGUGGGAAGACCGAGAAAGUUUUGAGAAAGUACCUGGAAAAUAUGACAUGGUGUUCAUGGACUACAGCUCAAAUGAAAAGGAGGAGAACAAGACGGUAGUGGAUGCUGCACCCAAAAAGAAGACCUCCAAGCUGGAUGUGAAGAUUCAGUCUCUCCUGGAGCUAAUCUGUGACAUCAAAGCCAUGGAGGAGUGUGUGCUGGAGAUGAAGUUUGACACCCGGAAAGCUCCUCUAGGCAAGCUGACCUCAGAGCAGAUCCGUGCAGGCUACACGGCUCUAAAGAAAAUCGAGGAGUGUUUGAAGAAGAAGGGCAGCAAUCGUGAUCUGCUGGAGGCUUGCAACCAGUUCUACACCCGCAUCCCUCAUGACUUUGGGUUGAGGACUCCUCCAAUCAUUCGUACAGAAGAUGAGCUGAAGGAAAAAAUUUCACUGUUGGAGGCUCUGAGUGACAUUCAGAUUGCAGUGAAAAUGGUUCAGUCCAGUGAAAACAGUGACGAACAUCCUCUGGACAGACAGUACAGCUCCCUCCAGUGCCAGCUGCAGUCUCUGGACCCCAGCAGCCACGAGUUCACAGUGAUAGAAAAGUAUCUCCAGUCCACUCAUGCCUCCACCCAUCGUGACUACAACAUGACUGUCCUUGACAUUUUCUCAGUGGACAGAGACAGCGAGCGUAACAACUUCCUCUCACAGAUGCACAACAGGACUCUGUUAUGGCACGGCUCCCGCCUCACAAAUUGGGUCGGCAUCCUCAGUAAGGGGCUCCGAGUGGCUCCACCUGAAGCUCCAGUCACUGGUUACAUGUUUGGAAAAGGUAUCUACUUUGCUGACAUGUCGUCCAAGAGUGCCAACUACUGCUUCGCCACUCAGAACAACAACGUGGGACUGCUGCUCCUGUGUGAGGUUGCUCUGGGAGACUCUAACGAGCUGCUGGAUGCCGACUACGAGGCCAACAACCUGCCUGAAGGAAAACACAGCACCAAGGGCCUCGGACAGACCGGACCUGACCCCAAAAACUCUGUCAAUCUGGAUGGUGUGACCGUGCCUAUGGGGCCGGGGCGGAAGACGGGGGUGGGUAAAAACAACUCUUACUCCCUUCUGUACAACGAGUACAUCGUCUACAACCCUGCACAGACUCGCAUGAGGUAUCUGCUGCGGAUCAAGUUCAACUAUUCUUCACUGUGGUGAGGUCGUCCAAAACACUAUUGACCCAUGGAAUCUGGAGAUUUCAAGGGAUUUCAUCUCCACAAAGCAGGAAUAACACAUCAUAUAGUUCUUCGUGUACAGUUAGAUUCUGGUUCUUUGGGAUAUGAUGUUAAACCUGAAUAAACAGAAAUGCUUACUUUGAUUUCACUUUUACAGUGAUGUAGAGCUGCAACAUUUAGUUUAGGAUGUAAUUAGUCAGUAGAAAGAAAAUUGAUUGGCAACUAUUUUGAUACAUUUUAAUCAAAAAAAUGUUUAAGAAAAUAAAUUAGCAAAAAUACCAAAAAACAUCUGGUUGCAGCUUCUCAAAUGCAGCGACUUGCUGCUUCUCUUUGUCAUAUCUGAUAUAUAUCUUCAUCUGUGUUUUUUAACUGACGGCCGGAUAAAAAAGGCUAUUAAAAUCCUGGAGUUGUAGAGGAUUCUAGUAGGUGGCAUCUUUCAAUGUUUUACGACACUUUAUGGACAUUAAUGGAGAAAAUAAUUGGCAGAUGAACUGAUAACAAAGAUAAUCUUUAGUUGCGGCCCGACAGUGAUGUCGAGAGUGGGGUUUGACAGAUCCAAAGUUUAUACAACUCACUCAAUAUGUAAAACGGAAAUGUAAAUUUCUAAUUCAAGUGAUAAAAACACCAACAAAACACCUUCUCCUUUGUUCUGCAGUGGGGUUUCUCCAGUAAUAUGACACACCAUCUCUGUUCUUUUUGAGUCCUUAAAUGAUGUUGGACCCUGUCAAAUAAUUUCUGAAUAAUACUCCAUUAGUAAAGUGAACUUUGAGGAUAAAAGAUGAGGAUGAAUCCAUGUGCUAUGGGAAAAUAUGCACUAAAUUUUGCACUAUACUUUUGUCCAUGUUACUUUAUAUUGCAUACUUCCCUAUGGGCCUAUCAAUGUAA